AAAGUGUGGGGGAGCCCAUAUCAUAAUGUUAAGAGGACCAAUACGAAGAGGCCAUAAUAAAUUAUAUGAAAAUAAACGAGAGAAUUAAGACACUUACCAAAUCGAAACUGCUCUUUUUGUCUUACCAUUAACUUGGCUUUGAAGCCCCCAUCUCAAUACUCUACUCUCUUUGCUUCUUCACCUUCCUUCUCUCUAUGCCUUUUUAGAUUCUCUAAACCCACUCUCUCUCUCUCCUAACCACCAUAUAAUUCUCUCUUUGUGUAUUUGUACACAGACUGAAUUUUCAGAUGGGUUCAUGUGUCUCCUCUUCUCACAACAACAACAUCAAGACCUCCUCUGAUUCCCCUGUUAAGCUUUCGGCUCUAAUCUCUGAACCUGACACGACAUCAUCCCCCGCCAAGAAUGACGUCAUCAAUCCGGCCACGAUCAAUGGGAACUCUUUCAUAGAUUCAGCUCCUCUGGAUUCCCCAGAGGAGAUCAAGUUUUUCGAUUCAAGGGGGUGGCUUGAUUCUGACUGUGACGAUGAUUUCAUGAGCGUUGAUGGUGAAUUUACACCGUCACGAGGAACAACACCGGUGCACCACAAAUUCUCUGACCAAACUCCUAAAACAGAGGAGACAAAACAUGAUCAAGAAGAACCAUCUCCAACAGACAACAAGAAGAGACUCCUCGAACUCUUCAAAGAGACGCAGGAUCAAGAUGAGGUUGAAGAAGAGGAUGACGUGGCAGAAAGCAAAGCAAGAGCAUGUCUGUGGCUAAGAACACCUGUUAGAUCUUCUGCACCGGCAACUCCUUAUAAUAGUAAUGAUACAGAAAGACAACAACUCAAGAGGGUGAAAUCGGCGGCUCAAAGCGGUUGCGUUCUGCGUUUGGUUUCUUGUAGCAGCUUCACAGAGCGGCGACGGAAAAUGAUGAGUCAUACCUCUGUUCACGUCCAACGCUAAGCUUCCCCUCCAUACUAUACAUUUGGUUUCUUAAUUUGUCCCCCCUAGUUUUGUUUAACUGCUCGGACAGUAUUCUCUCCACAGCUCAUAAUAGCCUAUUACGUUUGUAAUAAUGCACUAUUAUUUUCUAAAUUAAAAAAAAAAAACAGAUAACUAAACUUUGAUUUAUGAAAAAUUAAAUAAAUUUAUGCC
Eruca vesicaria subsp. sativa (arugula) is the source of this 1136-nucleotide messenger RNA. NCBI's taxonomy places the organism in Eukaryota, Viridiplantae, Streptophyta, Magnoliopsida, Brassicales, Brassicaceae. The record is from the annotation of a GenBank genome assembly.